UUCCCGUUUAUUGGGGUAAAUGGUGAGGUGGGGUCCAAUUGGUGUUUGUCUGGUGAGUUUGGAGGCACUGCACACUCUUUUAUGCCCCAUCGGUGCCUCUUUACUAGACCAAUCUCCAAUGUGACCACAACCUCCAACUUCUAUAAGAACCCCCCCUUCAUCCUAAACCAACUCACAACCUUAACAACACAAACAUAAGAAGAAAAAGAAAAGGUCUCCAAAGCAAUUAACUCUUGAAAUUAUGAAGAUGGGUAGUCCUAGCAUGGGAGGCUCUAAGAGAAGGCUUUCAAGCAGAGGGCUUGGAGGUGCCCUUAGGGAGCAAAGGGCAAGGCUAUACAUAAUAAGAAGGUGUGUGGUCAUGCUCCUCUGCUGGCAUGACUAGUGCUACUACCAUGAGCUUGCUUCCUUUGGAAUGGAACAACUUUGCUUGUUAUCUCCCUUCUUUCUUCUAUUCUUUUCUUUUCAUUCAUGGUGGAGUGUAAAUAGCUGACGGAUGGUUAUUGUGGAACAGUGUAACAAUUUUUUGUAUGCCUUGCUAGCCUUAUAGAUACAUAUAUGGCUUGCCUCUAUGUACACAAUAAUAACACUUAAUUAUUUAUAACAAUUUCAAUGUUAUCAUAUUUCAGAGUUUACUUUA
Molecule: messenger RNA, 637 nt
Organism: Cajanus cajan (pigeon pea)
Lineage: Eukaryota; Viridiplantae; Streptophyta; Magnoliopsida; Fabales; Fabaceae
Product: small polypeptide DEVIL 4
Biological process (GO): negative regulation of cell population proliferation
Source: RefSeq, a predicted model, not a curated record